AUGGCGACACAACUCGGUAUUCUGCUGUUGUCAGCAGCGUCGGUCAUGGCCUCAUAUGCAAGCUCACCACCAGUCUACCCAUCGCCUCCGGGCAUCGGAACCGGCAAAUGGGAGGAGGCCUACGUCAGUGCCAGAGAACUUGUGAGCCAGAUGACCCUAGAAGAAAAGGUCAACAUCACCCGAGGCUUCACUGUGUCCGACAACGUUUGCGCUGGCAACACGGGAACCGUACCGCGAUUGAACUGGCCCGGCAUGUGUCUUCAUGAUGCUGGAAACGGUGUUCGUGCUACCGACAUGGUCAACUCAUACCCAUCUGCCAUUCAUGCUGGUGCGAGUUGGGACAAAAACCUGACCUAUGAGAGGGGACUCUACAUGGGCCUGGAGUUCAAAGCCAAAGGAGUAAAUGUCAUGCUUGGGCCAAAUGCUGGGCCACUCGGGAGGUCUCCCUUGGCUGGGCGCAAUUUUGAAGGCUUUUCUGUCGACCCUUAUCUAUCCGGUAGGCUCAAUGCCGAGACCAUUACUGGUACCCAGGAUGCAGGAGUCAUUGCAGUGAUCAAGCAUCUCAUUGCCAAUGAGCAAGAGACAUACAGACGGCCAUACUUUGGAGUCGAAGCCGCUUCCUCUAAUAUCGACGAUAAGACUCUGCAUGAGUACUACUUUUGGCCGUUCAUGGACGCUGUCCAGGCGGGAGUUGCAUCAGCCAUGUGUUCAUACAAUCGCAUCAACAAUACCUAUGGAUGCGAAAAUAGUAAGCUCAUGAAUGGGCUGCUGAAAACGGAGACCUCAUUCCAAGGCUUCAUCAUGUUGGACUGGAAUGCAGUGCACAGCCUCGACUCGGCCAAUGCUGGACUUGACAUGCUCAUGCCUGGAGGCGGCAAUUGGGGCGACAACUUGACGGCAGCAGUCCACAAUGGCAGUGUGAGUGAGGAUAGAGUUACAGACAUGGCAGUCCGCAUCACUGCUGCGUGGUACUUGGUGGGACAAGAUGGCACUAACUUCCCCACACCAGGAAUAGGCAUGAAAAAUCUCACACUCCCGCAUGAUAUUGUUGAUGCAAGACUACCAGAAUCGGAGCCCAUACUGCUCGAAGGUGCAGUUGCUGGUCAUGUCCUUGUCAAGAAUGUCAAUGAGGCGCUGCCACUCAAGGCGAAACCGAAAAUGCUAUCAGUGUACGGUUAUGAUGCCACGAUACCGAGAACCAAGAACACCGACACUGUGUUCCAACUGGGAUACUUCUCUUCACCAGAGAUGACACAAGCGGUUCUUGGAACUGAACAACAUUUUGACCAAGCCGCAAAAGGCGGGACCAUCGUCGUUGGUGGAAGGGCGGGAGCCAAUGCGCCAAGCUACAUUAUAGAUCCAUUGGCCGCGAUUCAACAACGCGCAAAAGCCGACGGCACGUGGCUCAACUGGGAUCUUGACUCCACAAAUCCCGGAGUCAAUGCCGCUUCUGAUGCUUGCCUGGUGUUUAUCAAUGCCAUAUCGACGGAGGGUUGGGAUAGAGAUGGACUCCAUGAUGACUCCAGCGAUGGCCUCGUUCUCAACGUUGCAUCAAAGUGUGCCAAUACCAUUGUAGUGGUUCACACUGUAGGGGUACGGCUCGUCGACCAAUGGAUUGAUCAUCCUAACGUGACUGCAACCAUCAUAGCACAUCUUCCUGGGCAGGACAGUGGCACCGCUCUCGUUCAGCUCCUCUAUGGCGAAGCAGGAUUUUCUGGAAAGCUGCCAUAUACCAUGGCCAAGAACGAAAGUGAUUACUCAGUCUAUCAUGUUUGCGGCAAGAUAGGGCCCAAUGACACAGAUCCUCAAUGCGACUAUACUGAAGGUGUCUACCUCGACUACCGAUAUUUCGACGAGAAGAACAUCACCCCACGCUACGAAUUUGGAUAUGGUCUGACCUAUACAACUUUUGACUUUGACCAAUUAUCAAUCAACUCCACAGGACUCAAUGCUGCCCUGGAUUCUCAUGCAGAUCUGUGGACUAUCAUCACAACAGUCGACAGCACGGUCACAAACACGGGCCCAGUGGCGGGUGCAGAGGUGGCGCAGCUGUACAUGGCCAUUCCUAAUAGUCCACCGAAGCAGCUCCGCGGAUUCGAAAAAGUACAUCUCCAGCCAGGGGAGUCAGCAACAGUUCGUUUCGAAUUGACUCGACGGGACCUUAGUGUCUGGGACGUAGCAUCACAGCAGUGGAAGGUCCAGGACGGCAACUACACCGUGUUUGUAGGUGCUAGUAGUCGCGAUGUUAGAAUGACGGGGACCAUCCAGGUUUAG
Pestalotiopsis fici W106-1 is the source of this 2274-nucleotide messenger RNA. RefSeq lists its product as uncharacterized. Gene Ontology annotation, molecular function: beta-glucosidase activity. NCBI's taxonomy places the organism in Eukaryota, Fungi, Ascomycota, Sordariomycetes, Amphisphaeriales, Sporocadaceae. Gene Ontology annotation, biological process: glucan catabolic process. The record is from RefSeq and is a predicted model, not a curated record. The transcript has 6 exons. Bases 1 to 2274 code for a protein of 757 amino acids.